CCAAACCAACAUGGCUUGACCCCUCUGAUGCUGGCUGUGAGAGACGUGGACCUGUUUGAGAGUCUUAAUGUGUUAACAGUUUACAGACCUGCAGAAGUUCUGUCUGAGCUCCUUAGACAUCACGCGGACCCUAAGCUCUGUGAUUUUAGUGGAAAAUCAGCAAUACAUUAUGUGUCCCAAAUAGAGAGUUUGAGGAAACAGCAGUUAUUGGAUAUUCUAAUGAGUUCAAUGCCCAAACCAGAAAGACAUGCUGAAUCAUUGCUUGACAUUUGUCAUGAUACAAACUCUUCUCCAACUGAUAAGAUGACAGUUACUAAAAAUCAGAACAUAAUCUUGCAAAGCAUCAGCAGCAGUGAGGAGUCUGACCAAGAUGACGACUGCAGUCACGCUAUCCUGGUUAGUGAAGAAAGGGAUCCCAGCGGUGACAGACAGCACUGGCAGCCCAGGACAGAAGGUGUUGAGAUCAUUCUGACUUUUCCAAAAGAUGUCAGUCAUUCCCAAGAAAUGAGCCAAGAAGAUUUAAAAGAAAACAAUCAGACAGCUCCAAUGCAUCUAGAAUGGGUACCAGCACAUUCAGUUUCUCCUCCAAAUGAAAUUGAGAUGGUGGACCUCAGGACAAAGACUCUAGCUACACAGCCUUUACUUCUGAAGAAAGAGGAAAGUUCCAAGGAGCUCCUCGACGUGAACUUGGGCUUUUUGACGCCAAGACCUUGUUUAGAACCAAAUAUCUCCAAGUCUGUAACCAGAGAAGAUGUUCCUCAUUUCCUGAAGGGGCAGCAAAGAAAAUCGGGAGAGUUUUCUACUUCGGACAUGAAGUACAGCAGCCAAAGAAAUGAGUUCCCUUUGUCACCAUUGGCACUGUUGCCCAUACAAUCUGGUGGCCUUACCAUCCCCCAGAGCCACAAGGUUCCAAAAGAAAGGGAAAAAACUAUUCCAAGUCUCACAUCCUUCAUCCUUAAGUGCUCAGAGCCCUUCAGUCAAUCUGAUCAGUUUAGAUCAUCGAACAAGCAGGAGGAAGCACCAUUUAAGGCACUGAUCCAUCAGACUCUCAGGUCUUCUGAUAGCUCCAUUUGGUCAAGAAACAUGUGCCCCUUUCGGAAGGCUAACCAUCACAGACAACUCAUGGAGAGGAAGGAGAAGUGGAAAUCCAAGGAAAUAGAAGGACGUGACAAAAUUGAAAUCUUUCACUUUAAAAAGGGGCACUCUUUGAUGUCUUUUACAAAUUUUAAGGAUGGCAAUACUCCCACAGAUAGGAAAGAGGAUAUUGACUGCCAUGGUGGUAAAACGACAAAAGCAGAAGAAGAAAGCUCUCAAUAUCUUUCAUCAAGAAGGAAAGAGAGUUCAGUAGCCGGAAACUGUGAACAAGAUCCAGAAUUUGAAUGUACCAUUCCAAGCAAGCUCCAAGAAGCCCAAUAUUCAGAGAUAGCUCCAAGCCAGGAUGAAAAGGUGAGAAAUAAUAAAACUGGUUCAAAAAGUGCUUUGUUAUAUAAGGGUCAAGCAAUUGAACCAAACAAUAUUUUAGAAGAGUUUACUCUACUUAAAAGCUUGUCCACUGGAGUCAUUGAUGACCCAGUGGAAAAACUCCAAAAAUGUCAGAAUGUCAUGGAGACAAACAGAGAAGUAUCAAUGGAGGAAGCAGCCAAACCAGAAAUGAAUGCGAUGGUGCCUCUUAUCCAUAUCACUUUCCCUACAAAUGAAACCCCCAAGGAACCAGCUAUAGCCAAACCAAACCUCCGAAAAAGAAGGGGAACCACACACAAUAGCCGUAGCGUCAACAUACUUGCACACCAGGAACACGACAAACGCAAGAUGAAUACACAUAGAAAUAAACCGGAUUCGAAGACCAAGAUAAGUAAUAAGACAUCUCAGAAUUGCAUGAUUUCUGCUGAAGGCUGCAAUAAGCCUACCAUGCAUAAAACCAGCAUAAAAACUCAAAUUUUCCCUGCUUUGGGGUUUGUUGACUCCAGGCUUCAGCAGUCACCCAAGUUUCAAAGAAGAAUGCCACAGAUAGAAAAGAAGCCAUCAGCUUACCGGACUCAGAAACCUAAAAAGCAAUCGUUUCCUUGCAUCUGUAAAAAUCCAGGAACAAAAAAGUCACACGUUCCUUUCUCUGUUCGACCAACAGAGCCAAGACUAAAUUACCCAGAUCUUAAAUAUAGUGACAUGUUUAAAGAAAUCAAUUCAACUGCUAAUGGUCCCGGAAUCUAUGAGAUGUUUGGGACCCCUGUUUAUUGUCAUGUUCGAGAAGCUGAACGACAUGAAAACAAGUAUUACCAAGAGAUAUGCUCGGCUCCAUCAGGCAGGUGUAUCACCAAUAAAUGUCGAUCUUCACACAGUGAGAGGAACAGCAAUAGCAGAACAAGAUGUUCUCAGAAAAGACCACAUAUUAAGCCCACAAAGUCUUCACUUGGCACAAAACAAGAGCACAAAGUCUUAAUUUCUAAAGAAAAGAGCUGUAAGGUUGCAGGUAGCAACCUAUCUGAUGUUGAAAAGAGUGAUGAUAUUUUAGAACCACACCGGCAAAUAAAAUCUUCAGGAAAUGACUUUCUAUCUUCCAAACAUGAAGUUCAUCCCAUGAACUUGGCUCACACUUCUGAACGGUCCACUGACCAGAACGAAUUCCUUCCUGUUUCAGUCUUAUCCAUUGUUGAAGAAGUUUCUAUGGAAGAGUCUGCUGAUGAAGGAGACAUUUCUAACCAUCAAAUACUUGCCAUGAGCCUCAGAGAUCUGCAAGAACUUGAAGAGCUGCAUCACCAAACUCCAUUUGUCCCUUCAGAAAACAGCUGGGCAGUACCCAGUGAGAAAAGCACUAAGAAUGUACUGCGAGAAGAACAGAAUACAAUAUCUUUCAGUAAAAUAAAUGCUAAUCAAAUUUUAGCUAAUGAUCUAGAGUUUGAUAGUGUUUCAGACAAAUCUAAAACACUUACGAAUUUCUCUUUCCAAGAGAAACAAGAAAGUUCAUCUUCCCAGACAUAUCAGCCUUGGGUACAUUCUUUGGAUCAUGAUAGUUUGGAAAAUACUUCAAUUGCAGGUGAAAUGUUCAGAAAAACUUUUAAUUAUGCAAAUUCAAUUUCCCAAGAAAGCCUGGACUCCUUAAAAAACGAAGAAUUGACAGAUGAACUAUUAGGUUGUCUAGCUGCAGAAUUAUUAGCUCUUGAUGAGAAAGAUAAUAACUCUUGCCAAAGGAUGGGGAAUCAAACAGAUCCUGAAAACCUAAAUCUUAGUAGGAGAGCAAAUGCCACAAAAGAAUUGGGGAGAGAGAUAACAAACAUCAAAAUACAGAGACAUAGUGAUGGGUUCAGUAUAUAUGACAGGGAGGAGAAAUUUCUCAUCUCAGAUGGAAAGAAGACAUUUUCUGAAAAUACUUUAAAAUAUGAAGAGUCUAUCUUGUGGACCAAGGGUGAGAUCCUUGGGAAGGGAGCCUACGGCACAGUAUACUGUGGUCUCACUAGCCAAGGGCAGCUAAUAGCUGUAAAACAGGUAGCUUUGGACACCUCUGAUAAAUUAGCUACUGAAAAAGAAUACCGGAAACUACAGGAAGAAGUAGAUUUACUCAAAGCACUGAAACAUGUCAACAUUGUGGCCUAUUUGGGGACAUGCUUGGAAGAGAACAUUGUGAGCAUUUUCAUGGAGUUUGUUCCUGGUGGUUCAAUCUCUAGUAUUAUAAACCGUUUUGGGCCAUUGCCUGAGAUGGUGUUCUGUAAAUAUACAGAACAAAUUCUGCAAGGUGUUGCUUAUCUCCAUGAGAACUGUGUGGUGCAUCGAGAUAUCAAAGGAAAUAAUGUUAUGCUCAUGCCAACGGGAAUAAUAAAGCUGAUUGAUUUUGGCUGUGCCAAGCGUUUGGCCUGGGCAGGAUUAAAUGGCACCCAUAGUGACAUGCUUAAGUCCAUGCAUGGGACUCCGUAUUGGAUGGCCCCAGAAGUCAUCAAUGAAUCUGGCUAUGGAAGGAAAUCGGAUAUUUGGAGCAUUGGCUGCACUGUGUUUGAGAUGGCCACAGGCAAACCUCCACUGGCUUCCAUGGACAGGAUGGCAGCCAUGUUUUACAUUGGAGCACACCGAGGGCUGAUGCCUCCUUUACCAGACCACUUCUCUGAAGACGCAGCAGACUUCGUACGUGUGUGCCUAACCAGGGAUCAGCAUCAGCGACCUUCUGCUCUCCAGCUUCUGCAGCACUCCUUCUUCAAGAGAAGCCACUGA
Molecule: messenger RNA, 4197 nt
Organism: Nycticebus coucang (slow loris)
Lineage: Eukaryota; Metazoa; Chordata; Mammalia; Primates; Lorisidae
Gene: MAP3K19
Product: mitogen-activated protein kinase kinase kinase 19
Exons: 11
Coding region: 28-4197 (1389 amino acids)
Biological process (GO): protein phosphorylation
Molecular function (GO): protein kinase activity; ATP binding
Source: RefSeq, a predicted model, not a curated record